GUUUAUCUUGUGACUGGGACGAUCCCCUCUUCCUUCCUCGCGCUUGGAACCUGUUUAGCUGCGAUGCGUUUCUUGGUCGCCGCGUUCCUGCUCCUGGCGCUCGGCGCCUCCGCCCUGGCGGAGCCGGUGCAUUUCAAGGACUGCGGUUCUGGGGUUGGCGUUAUAAAGGAACUGAAUGUGAACCCAUGCCCCACCCAGCCCUGCAAACUGCACAAAGGCCAGUCUUACAGUGUCAAUGUCACCUUCACCAGUAAUAUUCUGUCUCAAAGUAGCAAAGCUGUGGUGCAUGGCAUCGUGUUGGGCGUCCCAGUUCCCUUUCCCAUUCCUGAGCCUGAUGGUUGUAAGAGUGGAAUCAACUGCCCCAUCCAAAAAGACAAGACCUACAGCUACCUGAAUAAACUGCCCGUGAAGAAUGAGUACCCCUCCAUCAAACUGGUGGUGCAGUGGGAGCUCCUGGGCGACAAAGGCCAGCACCUCUUCUGCUGGGAAAUCCCAGUGCAGAUCGAAGGCUAGACCUGCUGCUGCCAGUAUGUCUGUCGGGGGGUGAGAGAGCACAGGAGAAAUCCUGUCUAACCUAGAUCAGUGCCAUAAGAUGAAAGGAAUUUCCACACCACUGUGUUAUGCCUCUCAGCCUCCAAAGGGUUCCAGACCCCCUUUCCUGAGAGCUCUGAACUAUUGCCCUUGUAGUAUCUUUUGUGAAGGGGUAGGGGAGAGAUGAGAGAAGGAGGGGGAUAGGCAUGGCUUAAAUUGUCUUCGAUGUUUCUUGCUGCUAGGAGAAGGAGGGUCCAGCAGUGAGGACCCGAGUGAGGCUGUGUAGGGCUGUGGGAUAACUUGCCCUCGGGUUAUGGGCCCUGGCAGCAGAGGAUGGGUUCCAGACCUCUCCCACCUCCUGGGAUAUCACAUCUUCAGGUUCCUCGACUCCAAGUGCCUCCUUGAGUUCAGCGCAUUGGGCCAGCGCCUCAGCUCCGAGGCGCCGCUGGACGACAGUGACUUGCUGUCCGGCGGUGCCCAGCCUCUCGGUGGAAGGGAGAUGCUCUGCCACACAAACUCCCCUCUGAGCAGCCAGUCCACUAUGGUGAUCUCCUGUCUCCUUUUCUGUCUUAGGUGAUUUUCAUUAAACGCAGCACUUGAUAGCAGAUGUUUGAUUUUUUUUUUUUUUUUUUUUUUUUUUUUUUAACAACACUAACUUGUGGCUUCCUGAUGUCCCUGGAAAUGUCCUUUUGAAGUAAAUAAAACUUGGCAGUCUUGUCUUCUGCA
Mustela lutreola (European mink) is the source of this 1257-nucleotide messenger RNA. RefSeq names its product NPC intracellular cholesterol transporter 2 (gene NPC2). The transcript has 4 exons. NCBI's taxonomy places the organism in Eukaryota, Metazoa, Chordata, Mammalia, Carnivora, Mustelidae. Gene Ontology annotation, biological process: intracellular cholesterol transport; cholesterol efflux. Gene Ontology annotation, molecular function: cholesterol binding. The record is from RefSeq and is a predicted model, not a curated record. The coding region runs from base 64 to 513 and encodes 149 amino acids.